Messenger RNA from Oryzias latipes (Japanese medaka), 3680 nucleotides. RefSeq names its product protein kinase C, zeta (gene prkcz). Gene Ontology annotation, biological process: protein phosphorylation. The record is from RefSeq and is a predicted model, not a curated record. NCBI's taxonomy places the organism in Eukaryota, Metazoa, Chordata, Actinopteri, Beloniformes, Adrianichthyidae. Gene Ontology annotation, molecular function: protein serine/threonine kinase activity; ATP binding; protein binding.
UAGUAGUUAUCGAGAGCUUGACGGCUCCACCGUCUCCGAAGCCUUUAAUGUUUCUGCACCGUAAAAAAACUUCAAAACCGCUCCGUUAGUUUUCUUUCCGGAAGUUUCCUCCCGGGUCCGCGCGGGAUAGUCGCGCUGAAUGCCCCGCAGCGACCCGCAGGUUGGGUUCGUCAAAGUUUGGGCCUGUCCCGGGACUUUCAGCAAACUGCGGGAUGGACGCGCUGACGUCGAACGGAUCCAUCAUGGACCUGGCCUCUAAGGUGGUGAAGAUAAAAGCGCACUUCCGCGGGGACAUGCUGAUCACGGACCUUCCUGCCUCCGUAACUUUCCUGCAGCUGUGCGCAGAGGUGAAAAGCAUGUGCAGCGUCGCCAAGCAGCAGCCCAUCACCCUGAAGUGGAUCGAUGAUGAAGGAGAUCCUUGUACCAUCUCCUCUCAGAUGGAGCUGGAUGAAGCUUUUCGGAUUUACAGCCGAACACGAAGGUCUGGACUUCUGCUGCAUGUGUUCCCGAGCAUCCCGGAGCGGCCUGGCCUUCCCUGUCCGGGAGAAGACAAAUCGAUCUAUCGCCGCGGAGCCAGAAGAUGGAGGAAGCUCUACCGGGUCAACGGACAUCUUUUCCAGGCCAAGCGCUUUAACAGGAAAGCCUACUGUGGCCACUGUGCUGAAAGGAUAUGGGGGCUGGGCACGCAGGGCUACAAGUGUAUCACCUGCAAACUGCUGGUCCAUAAGCGCUGCCACAGACUGCUCCCUCAGACCUGCCAGAGUCUUAUGGAUCCAGUCAUGCCAUCGCAGGAGCCGCUUUCAGAUGCCCAGAGUGAGGAAGUGGACCCUCCAGCAGACGACACCGAGGACGCAGACCAGAUCCCGUUUCUGCCGCACAACUGUGUGGAGGAGAAAACAGAGGAUGCAGAGACGGAGGACAUCAAGGCAGUGGUUGACGGCCUGGAUGGCAUCAAGCUGUCACAGGGUGUGACCCUGAAGCUGAGUGACUUUGAGCUGAUCCGGGUGAUUGGGCGAGGGAGCUACGCCAAAGUCCUGCUGGUCCGGCUAAAGAAAAAUGAGCAGGUGUUCGCCAUGAAGGUGGUGAAGAAGGAGCUGGUCCACGAUGACGAGGACAUCGACUGGGUGCAGACAGAGAAGCACGUGUUUGAACAGGCGUCCACCAACCCCUUCCUGGUCGGCCUUCACUCCUGUUUUCAGACAGACAGCAGGUUAUUCCUGGUGAUCGAGUACGUGAACGGCGGGGACUUGAUGUUUCACAUGCAGCGGCAGAGGAAGCUCCCCGAAGAGCACGCCAGGUUUUACGCAGCUGAAAUCUGCAUUGCUCUGAACUUCCUUCAUGAGAAGGGCAUCAUCUACCGCGACCUGAAGCUGGACAACGUUCUCCUGGACCAUGAGGGACACAUCAAACUCACUGACUACGGCAUGUGCAAGGAGGGCAUCAGACCAGGCGACACCACCAGCACCUUCUGUGGAACCCCCAACUACAUUGCCCCAGAGAUCCUGAGAGGAGAAGACUACGGCUUCAGCGUGGACUGGUGGGCUCUGGGAGUGCUGAUGUUUGAGAUGAUGGCCGGCAGGUCGCCAUUUGACAUCAUCACAGACAAUCCCGACAUGAACACUGAGGAGUACCUCUUCCAAGUGAUUCUUGAGAAGCCCAUUCGCAUCCCAAGGUCUCUGUCGGUGAAAGCUGCCAGCGUGCUCAAGGGCUUCCUGAACAAGGAUCCCAAGGAGCGGCUGGGGUGUCAAGUCCAGACGGGCUUCACAGACAUCAAGUCUCACACCUUCUUCCGCAGCAUAGACUGGCAGCAGCUGGAAAAGAAGGAGAUGACGCCGCCCUUCAAACCGCAGAUCUCUGACGAAUUUGGUCUGGAAAACUUUGACACGCAGUUUACCAACGAGCCGGUGCAGCUAACGCCUGACGACGAGGACGUCAUCAAGAGGAUAGACCAAUCAGAGUUUGAGGGCUUCGAGUACAUCAACCCGCUGCUGCUGACCACAGAGGAGUCUAUAUGAGGAGCAGCCCCUCCCUCAGCCACACACAGGAUGCAGACUCCUCCCCUCUGAACUGGUCCUCAAACUGGGCGGAGCUUGCUUCCUGGGCCGUUCUGAACUUUUCUCUGGUGUGAGACUCUGGACUUCCACACCUGUUGUUCUGUCUUCUCCUGUCUUACCCCCGCCCCCCCACCCCGAGGGUCAAUCCCAGGGUCAGAGCACGGUCGGCGCUCGCCAGCAUGGACGCUCCUGAAUGAACUUCAAAGCAUUUCAUCUGCACUUCUGUGUUGUUUUCCACCUGGGGCGGCAUGUGGGGGGUGGCCUCCCACAAGAAUGUAAGACGACUAAAGACUAAACUAAGUUAUUGUGUCUCAUCGCGUAGAAUCAGAGAUGGACUUUAAUCGAUGCAAACGGCACGUUUCCAUGGUUUCCUUUGAUUUCUUUCUGUGACGGAUGAACAAACGUUUCAUUUAAAAGUGCCUCCGAAAUUGACUUCAGUGCCCCCCCCCCCCCCCCCCACACACACACACACACACAGAGCUGCAGUAAGAAAGGCUUCUGUCCCCAAACCAGACUGUCAAUCAAAGUAACCAAUAAAGUCCUGAUCAUUCCUGAUUCACAGGGAAUCAAACCCCCGGAUCCUGCUGGGCUGCGUCUCUGUUUCCGCCUGCGUGGGGUGGGGAGGGCGGGGGGGAUCCUGUCUGUUAAUGCCAGCAGAGUGAGGAGUGAGACAGCCCCCCCAUCGAUGAAGCUCUGUGACGUUUCCACACUUUUGUGUUCCGGCCUCACUUUCCCACAGGGAGGGGGCCGGCUGCCCCGCGGUCGACCUUCAACUGAAACCAAUCGCAGUUCCCCGUGGAUCAAUGAAGUUCUAUUUGUCCCAGGAGCGACCCCCCACCCCCAAAUGGAGUCUGAAUCCCACUGCGGCUUGAUGGGAACUGUAGUCAAACCUUUCUAUGCUGGAUGUUAGAUGGGGGGGGGGGGUGUAAAUCCUAGAUCUGCUGAAUUUGUUGAGUGGAAAAGACGGGAAAACGUCCCAACAUCAGACAAAAUGUCUCAAAGUCCCGGCGUUCGCUGUGGACUUUGAAAACAGAAAUCCAGCUGACGAAGACACCCCCCCCCCCCCCCCGCGGUGCAGCUCUGCUGUGACCACAGGGGGCGCUGCUCCAGACCACCAACAGUUUAGCUUGAGCACCAUGACGUUAACAUUCAUGUGAAAAUAUACUUCAUUUCCCCCCCCCAUCGGUUCACUGUUGCUAUGGUUACUUUGUAGGCGGGGCAAUAAUGAAAACAUUUCCAUGAAGAUCAAUUUUAACCUGAUGAUGUUAGUUCAGAACUUUAGCAGAUCCACUUUUUGAGGCUUCCCCUGGAGGAGACGCGUCUUUCAGGGGGGCAAAGGAGGGGUGUUGGACACAAAGGUGUGGAAACGGACGGCAGGCUGGAACGCCAUCAGCAGCAGCCUCUGCUCCGUCCAGAGGAAACGUCGGACUGCAGUCCUGGUCAGAGGAGCAGAGAUGAGGAAGAGCAGCCCCCUCUUCUCUGCAGGUGUGUCUCCAGCAGGACCGUCUCCCCCCCGCCUGAUCCGCACAGAAAAUCAGACUGACACGUUUUUACAUCAAGUGCUUCAUUCUCACCGCAUCUUUGUAAAUAUGUGUAAUUAUUAAAAAGGAUCCUGGUUUUCUGUGA